GGUCCCCCAGCUGCCCCAACUGCUUGACUCUCCCAGGAGUCCAGGGGGCAUAGCUUCCUCCUCUCUCAGAGACCCGGGGAUCUGCAUCACCAGGCUGUUCAUCACCCAGGACCCAGAAGCCCAGCCUUCGCCCCCAUGGAGCCCUGCCGGUCCCUGGCCCUGCUCACUAGCUCCCUGGGCCUGGUGUCUCUCUUGGUGGCUCUGAGCACGAAUUUCUGGUUUGUGGCCGAGGGGCCCAACUCCUUGUCUCACUCGGGCCUCUGGCCAAGGGGGGAUCAGGGCUCAGUAAAAGGCUAUAUCCACGUGACACAGAGCUUCUGCAUUCUGGCUGCCCUUUGGGGCCUGAUCUCUGUGAGCUUUCUGGUCAUGUCCUGCAUCCCUUCACUGUCUGCCCCUGGACGCGGCCCCAUCGUCUCGACCUUCAUAGCCUUUGCCGCAGGUAAGGACUCUGGGCUGCGCUUGGGGCGCUGGGACCUGGUGAGUUUCUGCGGAGGGGCUGAGCCAUCUCUCUUGUCUCCGUCCCCAGCCCUCUCCCUGAUAGUGGCCAUGUUGGUCUACACUGUCGAGCGGUGGAAGCAGCCUGGACACCCCCAGAUCCAGUCCUCCUUCUCCUGGUCCUUCUACCUGGGCUGGGUUUCAACUGCCCUCUUUCUCUGUGCAGGUGACUGCUGCCCUGGGGAGUUCCAGGGGUGGAUAGGGGCCCAGCUGGGGGCUCUGAGGGAGCAGGGCAGGAGCAAGGGUCUAACUUCUCUCUGCCAACCCAGGUGGCCUGAGUCUGGGAGCUCACUACGGGGCCCACCGGCCUGGCUAUGAGGCCAUGUGAACCACAGGAUGGCUUUGGCACUCCAUUCUCUGAAGGCAUCAUCAGGAACCAUGAAAAUAGCUGGCUCUCCUUCCUGCCCUGACUCCCAGCAUCUGCAAGCUCUUUCCUUUGUGUCUUCAUUCAUUCAACAAAAAUUUGCUGGGAUCUGGUUAUUCCGAGGUUAAUGCUGCCACAACAAAA
Eubalaena glacialis (North Atlantic right whale) is the source of this 1003-nucleotide messenger RNA. It is a transcript of the gene NKG7, whose product is annotated as natural killer cell granule protein 7. The transcript is spliced from 2 exons. Gene Ontology annotation, cellular component: plasma membrane. The record is from RefSeq and is a predicted model, not a curated record. The coding region runs from base 136 to 813 and encodes 225 amino acids. NCBI's taxonomy places the organism in Eukaryota, Metazoa, Chordata, Mammalia, Artiodactyla, Balaenidae.